AUGGAAGAUUUAGUCUUAGCCAGCUUAGAUUCCGCAGUUUUUGACGUGGACAAUUUGAUUGAGAAUAUUGCCUAUAAAUCAACCGAUGGAAAUGUCAUCAAUGAAAACUUUGAUCCAUACGUCUUAGAAGGGAAAUUUCGUCAAGCAAUGUCGAUUUUACAAGAUUGUCAAGUCCAAACCGAACAAAAUAUCAAACAUCUCGAAGAAGCAUGCGAGAAAGAACGAAAUACCUGGGCCAAUAGUGUUGCACAACUUGAAGAACUAUACCAAUCCACAUACACUGGUCAACAAGAACUCGAGAUGCGAAUUAGUGUAAUUUCAACAAAAGUCAUUCAAAUAGGUCAUCAACUUGAAAGCAAAAGCAAUCCACGUCAACAACUGGUUGAUGCAAGAACAACCGCUAAAUAUUUAGAACGUUUUCUCGAUGCCAACGACGAUGUUAGUCUAAUGUUUCAAGAUGCAUCGAAACUUGAACAAGCUGCACAUAUCAUUCAUCAGUUAUACAAUGUGUUGCAAGAAUUACCUGAUGAAGCGAAGUUUACCGAUGCAAAAAACAAAGUCAAAGAGCGUUACAUGGCAAUUGAAGAAGAUCUACUCUUGGAGUUUUCUCGAGCACAAGUUCGAAACGAUAAAAAGGCUAUGAAGAAAUAUAUCAAACUACUUUCGAAAUUUAAAGGACACAAUGAUUGCAUACAAAAUUUUAUUACAGAUUGUCUAAAAGGCUAUUUCGACAAUCCAAAUAUUGAUAUAUUCAAUUCGAUUCCACAAUUAUUUGUCAAAGUUUCGGAACUCAUUAAUGAACUAUUCGAUCAACCCGAAAAAGUCACCGAACGAUUAAUAAUUACUGUUUACAUGGAAAAAUUAGCGCCUUAUGUUCGUGAUCAGCUCGAACCAUAUCUACGUGAUCCUGGCCUGGAAAACAUGGAAAAAUAUCUUCAGACGUUGUACACAUUGCAUAAAAAAGCAACGAAACUAUCUCAUGAUUUACAAACUCAAAAGAUUAGCGACGAUCCAGCAUUUUUGCACAAGCUCAAUCAAUAUGUUUUCAAAACUUAUUUGAAAACCUAUAGCGAAUAUGAAUUGAGUUGUUUAGAAGAAAAAUUUCAAGUACAUCUGGAAAGAUUAGAAUUAACUGGUGGACAGCGUCGAAUGAAACCAACUGGGCUCAGCAUCACCGAUAUCAUUCAACAACGACUUUUGAAUACGGAUCAAGUAGAUGAAUCUCGAUUUUCACCUGAUCUAGCUGCAGCUCUCUUGAACGAUUGUCGAACAGCGAUGACUCGAAUCACUACUUUAUCCGAAGGAACGGAGGCGUCGGAAAAUAUUCUUCAAUGUUUUCGACGUUUACUCAAUGCUUUGGGUAGUCAACAUAUUGAUACUGAAUUACAAUAUAGUUUACAAGCCAUACCUGGUCCAGAACCAAAACAAGAGCCAGACAUACGUUUCUUCCAGGCUAUACUUCAAACGAACAAUAGCAUUCAAUUGAUUGAACGCUAUUUCGUCAUGGAUAUUGCCCCGUUGCUUUUAGGUACACAACAGCAAACCGUACUUUUACAAUCAAAAGAAAAAGUCUUUGGUCAAUUAGAAGAAUUAAUCAAUGUUGGUGUAGACAAAUCUUUAUCAUGUAUUAUCGGCUAUGCUCGAAAUAUUCUCAAUGAACAAAAACGAUCCGAUUUCAAACCAGAAAGUGACCUGUCUAUAUAUGAAUGUUCACCGAUAUGUAAACGUGUUGUUCGUUCGAUUGACACCCAAAUAACUCGACUCGAGCAAAAUGUUGAUGGAAAAAAUUUAAUAGGUAUUUUAAACGAAUUCGGUCUUCGUUUUCAUCGCUUAAUUAUCGAUCAUGUUUUUAAAUUCGAAUAUAAUAUCUCAGGCGGUUUAAUGAUGCUGCAAGAUGUGAGUGAAUAUAAAAAAUGUUCGAAAAAAUUUCGUAGCUCAACCGUUGAACAACUAUUCUCCAUUCUACAUGCACUCGUCAACCUAUUGGUUGUUGUACCUGAUAAUCUUCGUCAAGUUAUCACCGAAGGACAUCUCGCAUCAUUAACUCGCGAUAUCAUUGAGUCAUUUGUACAACUGCGUACGGAUUAUAAAUCAGCUCGAUUACACACCAUGAUUAGUAGCGAGCAAUAA
This is a messenger RNA of Adineta ricciae, 2130 nucleotides long. Lineage: Eukaryota; Metazoa; Rotifera; Eurotatoria; Adinetida; Adinetidae. The record is from the annotation of a GenBank genome assembly.